Molecule: messenger RNA, 1356 nt
Organism: Symbiodinium necroappetens
Lineage: Eukaryota; Dinophyceae; Suessiales; Symbiodiniaceae
Source: the annotation of a GenBank genome assembly
GAAUGCCUGGAUACCUACGACACGCCGGAGAACUUCCGCUUCUUCCGUCGCCACUCGGGACUGCUGGGACACGACAUCGCGCACGUUGGUAAUCCAGAUGUGUGCACGGCAGCCGGCCACAGCUUCUUCUGGGGUAUGCUCGUCUUCCGUUUGGAGCAAGCCCCAGGCUAUCCUCCCCGAGACGUCGGGCUGGAGUUCAGCCUUUGCGUGCCCAAAAGCUGCUCCUUUUCAGUUGUAGAAACCAUCUUCGUGCCGUACACGCUGGGGCGCUACCUUGGCCUCGACUGGGGCCCCGAGACCCCGGAGGUCAUGUCGAGGUGGAAUGUGGACAAGGCGAAUACGAUCCCUGUAGAGGACAUGGUGAAUCACUUCGUCCACAAAAUUGUGGCGAAGCAUCCGAAGGGCCCUGGCGGAUGGUAUCAGCAGGAGUGGCCCUAUCGACAAAAGCUGUGGCAGUACCAGCCGAAUUUUUGGACUCGGCAGGCUGGCAUGUGUCUGCAGAUGGCAAGCUGGUUUGGCUUGGGUGCUCAGCACGACAAGGCCGCGCCCAAUGGGAGCAGAAGUUCCUGGCUGUAUGGCCUACGAACCUUCGCCCCGCAGCGGCACAUCCACGACCUUUGGGUCGCCAGGAGUGGAGCUGAGGAGUUGCCCCAGCUCCACGUUCUUCGACUGAUUCUUCAACUCCUGGUCACUUUCCAGCAUACCAUUUUGCUGGUCGACUGGUUGGGCGGCAGCGGCUUUGCUGGGAUCGAGAGCUUCCAGCCCAUCACCAGCCAAGUGUCAAAGGUGCUUGGUCGGGUGAACCACACGUUCGCCUGCCUCUCUGUCGUGUUGAGUAUCCGGUCCAUGGGGGGCACCUUGCGAGCAGUUCGCGCGGCUGGUGGAGGGCUUGCAAGAUCCGUCCUUACUGCCACGACCUGGACAAUGAGAAGAUGGCUCAGGCAGGCGUGCCACCUUGCCUUUUGGAUGUUCUUCUACAUUCACCUCGCGAGAGAGAUCCCCUGGAAGCCCUUCCCGAACUUCACCUUGAUUUGGUACCAGGACCGGUUAGAUGUGUGUCGAGACUCUGAGCCACUGCCGAGUGCGCGCUUACCCAAAGAGGUAGCUGCAUAUCUGCCCAUGUGGCUGCUGAGCCUGCUCUUUGUGUACGAGCCUGUGAACCAGUUGCUGAAUCUUUACCGCCCGGCGGUGACAGCUUGCCACAACAUGCAGAUCUUUGAGUCCCUGUUCGCGGUCAGCGUAGUCGGCGCAGGCAUCGGCUUCGUAAGGCACUUCAGUGGCAACGCCGGUGCCGUUUGCAUUGGCAUAUUGGUCACGGCCUUCUGCUUGUGGUUGGAGCCAGAGCUUCUUUGUGAG